UUGACUAUUGUACCCAAAAUGCAACGCGUAUCUUAAGCCUACUGCGCAUGCUAAUUUCCACCACCAAUUUUGUAAUAUCUACUUUCUUUUACAAACGUAAUCGUUCAGGUUGCAAUAAUGCAGCUAGAUAUGAACGGUACUUUAUCCGUCCAUGAUUUUGGCACUGCAAACCGACGUUGACAUUUUUGCAGGCGGCGAGACCAUAUCACUCAGCAACGAGGGAUUUAUUUUCCUUCGCCGCAGUAGCUAGUUAGGUGACGUUAUUCUCCACUAAUGUUGAAGCAAUGAAUUAUGUUUUAACGUUAUUUUUGUGGCAAACAACAGUUGUAAACUGUCUGUCAGUGUCAGUCUGGUGAAUGAGUUAAUGGACUGAACGGUAACGCGAAUUGGGGAGUUAACGUAGCUGUCAGCAACUUUGACUUUGUAACGCGUUAGCUAACUAGAAGCUAGCUGGCUAGUUAGCCCUGACAAGAAGACAAACAUGUGGCAAAGCGUUGGUCUAACUGUGCUGGUUAUUGUGGCCACCCUUGUGUGUGCGUUGCUCUUCAUGGUGUUUGGUUGGUAUGUUGUCUGGCAGCUCUUCCUGUCCAAGUUCAAGUUCCUGCGUGAGAUGUUGGGCGACACCGGAUCUCCACAGACAGAGACCCAGCCGUCCGAUUCAAAGAGCAAUCAUACCUCUCCUCCAACCCAACGCCAGAGGCUCAAGACUGCCCGCCAGAGGGUCGUUCCUCCUGAAAACACUACAUAGAUGACCAUACCCAUCCGCUAUCAGUCUCACCCUGUCCCCCUAUUCACCAACCCUCGUCACUCUAGGAAACUGUGGUGGACAAAAUGAAACCCCUUACCAAAUGGCGUGAUGUCGAAUGUCAUACUAUUCCCAUGUCCAUGCAUACUACUCCCCUUUCCACUACCUUAAGACGUCCUCGUCGUAGACACUUGAUUCUCUCCUGGACAAUCUUACGAGACUACGUAUAGCUGCUGAUGUUGUAAAGGCACAAGCCAUCAAAUCAUGGGACAUUCUGUGUACAACUUGUUCACGUUUCAAAUAUGUAUUUUAGCUGUUCACAGUAUAUCUACUGAGCAGCACAUCCAGUCUCUUCACUUGGCCUUAACUGACACUGCAACAUGGUCAGCUCUGACUGGCUGACACUGCAAUAUGGUCAGCUCCCACUGGCUGUCAUGCUGCUUACACCUGCACAGGGAAUCGCUGCUAACACCUGCACAGGGAAUCUGUUUCUCCAUGAUCACACAAGUGAAUUCUCUGUUCUUGACUGUAUGUGUGCGUUUUGAUAGUUUGUUUAUUUGAACAUGUUUUUGUAGCAAAGCCUAUAUUCUGACAAACCUAGACAAACUGUUGUAUAAAACAGGCUCAUUUGUUAGCAUUUGCAUUCAGAAGCAAAACAACUGCUCGAAGAAAAACGGAAUGAAACAAUUUGUAUAACUGAUAAAGUUCCUUGUCGUGUUCAUUUCACUUUAUUUGUAACCAAAGUGCAAUGAAGGAAUGUUUAUUUUUUAGGUUAUUUUAUUGUUGGUCAGAAAUGAAUACUUAUACAGUACAUUCAGAAAGUAUUCAGAUCCCUUGACUUUUUCCACAUUUUGUUAUGUUACAGCCUUAUUCUAAAAUUUAAAAAAUGUUUUACCCUCAUCAAGGGGAAACACGGAUCCCCAGAUCUGUGCCUUGACACAAUCCUGUCUCGGAGCUCUACGGACGAUUCCUUUGACCUCAUGGCUUGGUUUUUGCUCUGACAUGCACUGUCAACGGUGGGACCUUAUAUAGACAGGUGUGUGCCUUUUCAAAUCAUGUCCAAUCAAUUGAAUUUACCACAGGUGGACUUCCAAGUUGUAGAAACAUCUCAAGGAUAGUCAAUGGAAACAGGAUGCACCUGAGCUCAAUUUCCAGUCUCAUAGCGAAGGGUCUGAAUACUUAUGUAAAUAAGGUACUUCUGUUUUUUUUUUAUCAAUCUGCAAAAAUGUCUAAACAGCUUUUUUUUCUUUGUCAUUAUGGGGUAUUGUGUGUAGAUGAGGACAUUUAUUUUAUUUUAUCUAUUUUAGAAUAAGGCUGUAACAAAAUGUUAAGUCAAGUGGUCUGAGUACUUUCCUAAUGCACUGUAUAAUGGUUGUUAUGGAAUGGUGUGGUUACAAUAACACAACAAAGACGAUAUCCAGGCUCCGUAUGUACAGUUGAAGUCGGAGGUUUACAUACACCAUAACCAAAUACAUUUAAACUCAGUUUUUCACAAUUCCUGACAUUUAUCCUAGUAAAAAUCCCUGGUCGUAGGUCAGUUAGGAUCACCACUUUAUUUUAAGAAUGUGAAAUGUCAGAAUAAUAGUAGAGAGAAGGAUUUAUUUCAGCUUUUAUUUCUUUCAUCACAUUCCCAGUGGGUCAGAAGCUUAUUUACACUCGGUUCGUAUUUGGUAGCAUUGCCUUUAAAUAGUUUAACUUUUAACUCUUUAGGCGAAGAGGUGCCAAGUUUGAAGGUAGGCCUUGAAGUACAUCCACAGGUACACCUCCAAAUGAUGAAGCUUCUAACGCCAUCAGAAGCUUCUAACUCCAUGACAUCAUUUUCUGGAAUUGUCCAAGCUUUUUAAAGGCACAGUCAAUUUAGUGUAUGUAAUCUGACCCACUGGAAUUGUGAUAAUGUGAAAUAAUCUGUAAACAAUUGUGUUAAAAAUUACUUGUGUCAUUCACAAAGUAGAUGUCCUAACUGAUUUGCCAAAACUAGUUUGUUAACAAGAAUUUUGUGGAGUGGUUGAAAAAUAAGUUUAAUGACUCCAACCUAAGUGUAUGUAAACUUCUGACUUCAACAGUAUCAAGCAUCUCAGAGUAGGAGUGGUGAUCUAGGAUCAGGCUCCGCCCUGUCCAAAUAAUCUUAUUCAUUGUGAUCUAAAAGGCUAAACUGACCCAAAGUCAGCAUUCCUACUCUGAUAUGCUUGAUACAUACUGCCCCAGAACUCCCUAGGCUAUAGCUCAUUGCUCUGGCUAGCUAGCCUCCCAGAGGUGAUAGCUGGGGUGUAUUCAAUAGGGACCAAAUGGAAGCGAAAAGCUGAAUAAGGGAGAACCUAAACUUGUCCAAAAAGAAUCAUUUGUGUUUCCGUUGUAAAGUAUUUCGCUAUGGUGUGCCCUAAAGACUACACCCGAUGCUACAGGGUCGUAACUAGCUUCCGUAGUCAUAAAGAUGGCAUCCUUCUCUGUAGUUCAUUACAUUAUCUCUGAUCCAGCUAUAAGCCUGAUAUUGUAAAACAUGUUAAUUCUCUAUGUAAUGGUUUAACGUGUGAUUGUCCAAAUUUCACUUUUGUUUUGGGCUAUUGCUGUAAUUUACGUCCAGAAUAAAUAUAUUUCUUAACUCUG
Messenger RNA from Oncorhynchus masou masou (cherry salmon), 3349 nucleotides. RefSeq names its product small integral membrane protein 13-like. The record is from RefSeq and is a predicted model, not a curated record. The transcript is spliced from 2 exons. NCBI's taxonomy places the organism in Eukaryota, Metazoa, Chordata, Actinopteri, Salmoniformes, Salmonidae. The coding region runs from base 482 to 748 and encodes 88 amino acids.